Molecule: messenger RNA, 5383 nt
Organism: Cyprinodon tularosa
Lineage: Eukaryota; Metazoa; Chordata; Actinopteri; Cyprinodontiformes; Cyprinodontidae
Gene: l1cama
Product: L1 cell adhesion molecule, paralog a
Exons: 29
Coding region: 347-4186 (1279 amino acids)
Biological process (GO): axon guidance; cell-cell adhesion
Cellular component (GO): plasma membrane; axon
Molecular function (GO): protein binding
Source: RefSeq, a predicted model, not a curated record
UUUUCUACCACUGCAGCAUCAGCAGAGAGGAGAGAGGGGGCACACUCACUUCCAUAGCAAGGAGGAAGAAAAGGCUCAAGCAGAUCAGGAAGAGAGGGAGGGGAAAAAAAGGGCGCAAAGAACCACCAGCAGACAGGAGCAUCACUCUGAGGUUUCCUGAGAAAGGGCGUGGCACUGAUUUAAAGGCCAAAAGGAGAGACAGAAGACCAGCAGGACCGGAGACAUAUGAACCUUGCAUGUGAAGCACAUCCUGACACCUGCUCACCUUCUGUGUGCGUGUGCUAGCCUCUGUGUGUAUUGUACUGUGAGUCUUUGAGCAGGGGGGAAUUUGAUGGCACUGUGAGCAAUGCCUCUCAUGCAGCGACAGCAGGUUUACAGUAGGGGGCACAACUCCUUCCACCUCCUCCCCCUUGUACUAGCUCUCCUUUUCCUCGGAGUCCUGCCCAGCCAGGCAGCCAUUGAAAUGCCCUCCAACUGGGAACACAAAAGGCCUCCUCAGAUAACCAGGCACCCAGAUUCAGUCACCAUAUUUAGCUUUGAGGACCUGAACAUGACCUGUGAAGCAUCUGGCGUCCCUCCACCCAGUUUUAGCUGGACUAAGGAUGGACUGCCAUUUGACCCAAGCAGUAAAACAGAGCUUGAAGUUAAGAAAAAUCCGUACUCGUUUGUUUUCCAAGCACUUCCAAGUAAUACUAGGGACCCGCCAAAGUCAUACGAAGGCAAAUACGUCUGCUAUGCUACCAAUGAGCUUGGUACUGCAGUGUCAAAGGAAGCAAUACUUCGAACCGAUGUCCCCCCUACCCUGCAGAGGGAGAAUAGAGUUUCUGUGAAGUCAGAUGAGGGAAGCAGCAUCGUGCUGAAGUGUAACCCCCCUCAGAGCUCCAUGGAGCCCAACAUUCAUUGGAUGGAUCAGAAUUUGCGCCAUAUUCAGCUGAGUAAGCGGAUGGUGGUUGGAUUGGAUGGCAACCUGUACUUUGCCCAUUUGACAAUGGAUGACAGUCGGGAUGACUACACCUGUAAUGUCCAAUACCUGGCAACACGCAUCAUUCUGAUAAAGGAGCCCAUCACUCUGAAAGUCAACCCAUCCAAUUCGGUAGUGCGGAAUCGGAGACCGCACAUGAUGAGGCCUACUGAAGGCGAAAGCACGUACCACGCCCUUAGGGGCCAGACUAUAAAACUCGAGUGCAUUGCUCAAGGCCUUCCAACUCCUGAAAUAACAUGGCUGAAGAAGGAAGGGGAACUUGAUGAAUCUCGGACAACCAAAUCAAUGUUUGACCGACACUUGACAAUCAAAAACAUCUCUGAAAGUGACAGCGGAGAGUACCAGUGCAUAGCCAAGAACACCCAAGGAAAUGCCAAACACACCUAUCAUCUGAAAGUAGAAGCUAAGCCAUAUUGGAAAGAGAUUCCAGAGAGUCUGAUCUAUGCCCCAGGUGAGACUGUAAGACCAAACUGUGCAGCCGAUGGCACCCCCACUCCUACUAUCAGCUGGACAAAGAAUGGGGAGAAAAUCUCAGGAAGCAACUCUGGAAAUGCUGUAAUAGCAGAAAAUGGUUCCCUGAUCCUAAACCGUGUCAACUCUGGAGACACUGCUGUCUAUCAGUGCCAGGCCUCCAACAAACAUGGCACCAUCCUCACCAAUACCCAUGUAUAUGUCAUCGAAAUCCCUCCACAGAUUGUUACAGAGGACAGGAAACUGUACUCUGUUACUGAAGGCCAGAGUGUUUCCCUGGAGUGUGAGACCUUUGGCUCUCCUAAACCCACAGUCACAUGGGAAAGAGGGGAACAGUACCUUCUUGCUGAUCCCAGAGUUAACCGGCUCACCAAUGGGGGGCUACAGAUCUUUAAUGUCAGCCACGACGAUGAAGGUUCCUACACCUGCUCAGUUCAAAAUGCCAACGUGUCAAUCACAGCUGAACUGGAGGUGUUCAACAGGACAGUGAUCCUCACACCACCCAAGGACCUGAAGGUACAGCCAGGGACCAAAGCGAUCUUCACAUGUGUGGGCCUUUAUGAUACCAAUCUGAGGCUUCCUCAAAUUCAGUGGCGAAAGAACAACCAGAAGCUGAUGGAAUCCUUCAGUGAUGAAAAAUACACAUUUGAUGGUGCAGACUUGAUAAUCGCUAACGUGGAACCAGAUGAUGAGGGCAUUUAUACCUGCCAGAUCAUCUCCUCCCUGGACCAGGCUGAAGCCAGCGCUACUCUGACUAUAUGUGACCGUCCAGACCCUCCAGGCCUCCUCCAGAUCUCUGAUCCCAAGCAUCGUGCAGUCUCUCUCAGCUGGACUCCUGGAGACGACCACAAGAGCGCUGUUUUAGAGUAUAUAAUUGAGUUUGAAGACCAAGAUUUAAAGGAGAGGGGCUGGGAAGAGCUGAAGAGAGUAGGAGGCAACCAGGAGCAUGCCGUCCUCUCCCUCUGGCCGUACAUGUCCUACCGUUUUCGGGUCACAGCCAUUAAUGAAGUAGGGAAAAGUGACCCUAGCAAGCCCUCUGAAAUCCACAGCACACCAGCUGAAGCUCCGGAGAAUAACCCAGAAGAUGUCAGGAGCGACUCUAUAGACCCAGACACCCUCCUCAUCACCUGGGAGAAAAUGGACAAACGUAACUUCAAUGGACCUGAUUUCAAGUACAAGGUACAGUGGAGGCGUGUACUGGGCAGCGGACCAAAGUGGCAGGAGAGAGAGACAACCGAGCCUCCAGUCAUCGUUCCUGACGUUGGCAAUUUUUCCGCUUUUGAGAUAAAAGUUCAGGCCAUUAAUGCGAAUGGUGAUGGACCGGAGCCAGACCCUGUUAUUGGCUACUCAGGGGAGGAUGUUCCCCUGGAAGCUCCAAUGGAUGUGGGAGUCGCAGUACUUAACAGCACUACGAUCAGAGUGACCUGGGCAGCUAUAGACAGAAACACAGUCAGAGGACACCUGCUGGGAUAUAAGGUACACCUCACCAGAAAGGGCUACAGGGGUCACCACCGUGGCCGGAGAUCCAGGGAGGCUGAGAGCACUGUGGUAGAGGAGACUGGUCCUAAUGAAGAAACAAAGCUGAUCAGUAAACUUAGACCAUACUCCCGCUACCUCCUGUCCGUCGCCGUUUUCAACAAAAGGGGGGAAGGACCCCACUCUGAGCCGCUGCCCUUCAACACUGAGGAGGGAGUACCCAGUCCUCCCACAUCCCUGCUCCUUGACAGCCCAUCAGAGACAGAAAUGGCCCUUCACUGGACGCCUCCGGCCCACCCAAAUGGUAUACUGACAGGAUACCUGCUGCAGUACCAGCGAAUUACAGAGAGCGAUGACAGCCCCUUACAGAAGGAUGAGAUAGACAACCCCACAGCCACCCACUAUACCCUGAAAGGUCUGGACCGUCACAGCCAGUAUCGCUUCUUUCUGAGGGGGCUCACUAAAGCUGGGAAGGGAGAGCCCAUCAUUAUGACGGGCGCCACCACACUAGAUGGAGUGCCUCCCUCGGAUAUAAGCCUAUCUGUGGGAGAAAACUCUGUAAAUGUGAGCUGGGAAGCCAAGAGGAGACACAGAAAUGUGGGUUUCUACAUCCACUACCUCAAAAAGAAUGGUGGUGUAAACUGGAAAAAGUCGGAGAAGGUGAACUCUUCUCAGACUUUUUACCAGCUUCGGGGCCUGAAUCCUGGCUCUGAUUAUCUUCUGCGCUUCUUCUACGGAAACGCAUCAUUCUGGGAGACUGACAUUAAGACAGAGGGAGAAGAAAUGACAGAGGUGCAGGCGAGCAUUGCAACGCAGGGCUGGUUUAUUGGUGUUGUGAGUGCCCUUGUGUUGCUGUUGUUAAUACUACUCAUCCUCUGCUUCAUCAAGAGGAGUAAAGGAGGGAAAUACUCAGUGAAAGAUAAAGAGGAUGGUCCAAUGGACUCAGAAGCAAGACCGAUGAAAGAGGAAACAUUUGGAGAGUACAGAUCUCUGGAAAGUGAUCUUGAAGAGAAGCAAACCGCCAGCCAGCCGUCUUUGUGUGAAGACAACAAGAUGUGCAGCGAGGACACCCUGAACUUUGGCAGCAGUGCUCUCACCACAGAGCUCAACCUGGAUGAAUCUUUGGCUAGCCAGAUCAGUCGUCCGAGUGAAGGUCCAGAAGGAUUCCGUGGCGUGCCGGACAACUCCCCACUGAAUCCCACUACCAUGGCCCCAACCACUAAUGGCAUGCCCAAUUCAAUCACCAUCCUUGAUUAACUCCCACCAGAGACCAUCAGACCAAAAUGUCAACACGUAUGUGCCCAUACUGUCCUGUUCCCCUUCUGACUUGCUGAUGUUUAUUUUAAGGUCCAGUGCACAAUCAUAUACAGACUUUUUAUAUGCCCUCUGGCAGUCAUCCGAAUGAUUAGACAUUUGUGACCAAAGGAGAGUCCAAAGUAGUGGACCAUGUGACACCAAUCGUUCCAUCCAACUUUUUUGAAUAGCUUACAGUUAAUUCAAACAGCUUUUGUUUAUUCGAACCCUUUUCCUCUUUUUACUUUAAACAACAGAAACAUAUAGACAGAAUGUUGCAUAUCAUGAAAUAUCAGGGGUUCGAGGUGUGGUCACAGAGAUGCAGAAAAGUGCAUUAAGUAAAUGUGGAGGAUAAUGAUGGAGCACAGCGUGGGGAAACAGACAGCAUACAGUACCUUGUAAAAAUAUUUACAACCCUUGAAUUUUUAAAUCCAUCCUGUUUUAAUUACAAACAUGUAUUGUAAACAAACAUUUUGUACAGAACAAUAUGUUCAUCACAUAAUUAUGGAGGGAAAGGACUUUUUGUAUACAAAAUCAGAAAAGCAUGACUUGCAUAUCAACAGGCUAUAUGCCUAACUUCACUAGUUCCUAAACUUUCAUCACUGGACAUGCUACCUCGGUAACUAUGACGCAGCUGGAUUGAUCAGUAUGUCUAGUAAUAAAAGACAUGGAACAAAGGAGCUGGUCAAAGUUCAGAAAAUAGUGAAGCUGGGUAUAUUGCCCAUUAAGCCCUCAUAUAAAAAUACUUUAAAUAACCAUCGCUGGCAACUACGGCUACAAGUUAUUUGGGACUUUGUCAAUUUUCAAUAAUUCUUUUUUAGUAGAAUACCCCAAACUCGUUCUGAUGCGGUGCAGAGCAUUUCUGUUGACCCUUACACCUGGGUGCAUUUUAAAAACCAAUCCGACUAACAGUCAUGCUGUUGGAGGAAACUGGAGUACCCAGAGAGAAUUCAUGCAUGUGCAGGGAAAACAUACAAACUUUAUGAAGAAAGACCGUUGACAGGGUUCAAACCCACAACAUCUUGCUUCAAGGCAACAGUGCUACAAAGUGGCACAAUGCAGCCCACACUGAACACAGAUUUUUUAAUCUUAUGUUAUACUUUGAUUUGAUUUAGAUCUGGACUUUGACUAUCCCAUUCUGAAAAAAAAAAAAAAGUUAAU